Talaromyces proteolyticus is the source of this 2437-nucleotide messenger RNA. Its product is annotated as fungal-specific transcription factor domain-containing protein. Lineage: Eukaryota; Fungi; Ascomycota; Eurotiomycetes; Eurotiales; Trichocomaceae. Gene Ontology annotation, cellular component: nucleus. Gene Ontology annotation, biological process: DNA-templated transcription; positive regulation of transcription from RNA polymerase II promoter by galactose. The coding region runs from base 249 to 2393 and encodes 714 amino acids. Gene Ontology annotation, molecular function: RNA polymerase II cis-regulatory region sequence-specific DNA binding; DNA-binding transcription factor activity, RNA polymerase II-specific; zinc ion binding. The record is from RefSeq and is a predicted model, not a curated record. The transcript has 9 exons.
ACCGACCAUAACUCAAACUCGGACAUCCUCUUCAAAUGUCCUUUUCCUAAAAUUUACCUUAACUCUGCUCAAUUUUCUCUCCAUCCUAUUCCUUCUCAGCCUUGUGUGCACAUGCAUUUCUCUCACUCCCGUUUGAUAACAAGAAUGGCAUGAUUCAUCCGUUGUUACUGGCUUAAUCUCGAAAACCGGAAGUGCCGGCAACUCACAAGACUCCUUUACCGAUGAUUGAGAGUGAUCAUCUCUAGGCCAUGCAAAGAACUGGGAGACCAAAACGCCCAAGGGCUCUUCAAGCGUGUGAAGUGUGUCGCGCCAGAAAGAACCGUUGUAGUGAGGAUCGGCCAUGCACUUAUUGUGUUGAACAUGGUUUGGAGUGUACCUAUUCGCGAAUUCACCGAGAGAAGAGACCAAAACCACAGCCAAUUUCUCAGAUUAACCAUGUUACAAGCUUCAGCUCUCCACGCUUUACUCAAGGACCCAUAUCAAGCAGCAUCGACUUCUGGUCGAACAAUGAGAGUCAGACACUGUCUCUCCAUGAGCGCCCUGUACAGUAUUUGCGCUCCACUGAUGCUGGCCAACUUCAGCGCCAAGGCGUGACACCUGCUUCAUCGGCCAUGGAGGAGAACAGCCGCUCCUCGUCUGUAAACCCGCCUCGAAAUACUGCAUCUUACGUGAUGGAUACCAAUCUCCACACGAACAACCUCGAGUUCUAUGGGUCAACCUCAUCAGUCGCAUUUUUCCGCCACGUGGAAACGUUGUCUAAUAGCCAGACUACGGACUCUUCAGCAGGACCACCGGGGCUAUCGUCGGCUGCGCUUCUACACAAUACUGGAUACCAACCUGAUAUUCUACACAGCUUACCUGUAGAUUCCCGGGAGGCUGAAAUUAAUGCAGAUCGAUUUCACUUUCGCGUUGCAAGACGGUUCCUCGACGCUUACUUCUCCAACAUCCACCAUAUCCAGCCUUUGCUCGACGAAGAAGUGUUUCUGACUCGCUGUGAGGAUCUGUGGUUUAACAGACCAGGCAAACAACCUUUAUCCUUUGUUGCUCUUUAUUAUGCCACCUUGAGUUUGGGAAGCCUUGUUAUGACGUUUGAAAACCCCGAAAUAUAUGGAGCAGAUCGAUUCGCAUGGAGUCGCAAACUAUUCAAUAAUGCACUUGCUAUCGUGACGCGACUUGGCACAACGACAGAUGUGGAAAUGGUCCAGUGUUUCUACAUGAUGAGCAAAGUAUGUCAGCACGAGCUCAACCCUCACGUGGCAUACCUAUACUCUGGUCAAGCGGCGAGAACCUCGUUGGCAAUCGGAAUCAAUCGCAGUUCCAUUAAUUCGGAUGCAGCAGACCCGCGGGCGUCGACUACGGCAUCAAAAACGUGGUGGGCUGUCUACUGCCUUGACAUACAAACUAGCUUUGCUUUAGGAAGACCUGAUAGCCUCGGUCCCGAUCAAUACCACACACAAUAUGUCCCCACAGAAGCCCCAGGAAACGCAAGUACAACCCCUCAGAUCCUCCAUAUUGUUCCGUGUAUGGUUGGCCUGUCGCGAAUUAUGCGGAAAGUGGCGCUCGAUUUAUACACUCAAUCGUGCGAAAUGGAACAAAAACUUCACCUAGCAAAAACACUCGACGCUGAGUUAGAGAAUUGGCUUGAACAAGUUCCCUCCCACCUUCGGUCUCAGCAGCAGAGUGACUCAGAUAUUUCCUUGAAACCUCGGCGGCUCGACAGCUAUACAAAGAAGCAGUCCGUCGUUCUUCAACUUCGCUAUCUCAACCUUCGAAUGGUAAUCCACGGUGUGUUUAUGACUGAUGCGAAAAUAACUAUAUCAGACGAAGCCGAAUGCCUUCGGAAAUGCCAAUGUCUCUGUAUCCAAUCUGCAGAAGACGCAAUCGAUUUGAUAUACUCAACAUUUCGCGUAGACGAUUACUUUCAGACCUGGUGGUACAAUGCAACGUAUACCUUGUUUGCCGUGAGCAUAUUGCUUGCUGUUGUCUUUCGGCAGCUCACCAGAACCCGGCAGGAGCUGGAGAGUAUUUAUGCCCAUAUUGACCGUGCGAUUGCGGUGCUCCAUGCGAUGGAUGACUGCGUGGUCGCUAGAAAUGCGGCAUCCAUCAUCAAGCGGACACUCGCUCGAGCCAAGCAAAUGUCUCAGCCAGCCCUUGCACCAUCAUCAUCUCAGGAUGGUGACCUCAAUGGCGUGCUACAUCCCCCCGUUAAUUUAGAAAACCAAACAGAAUCUGAUAAUCGUGACACGCUGUUGCAGUCUCAAGAGAUGAAUGGUGACGAGCUGGGUGAAGCCGUGGGUGAUCUUGAUUGGAUUAGCACCUAUCCUUUUAAUGAUAGCCAGCAAGCUUCCUUCUGGACUGAAUGGGCUCAUGAGAUUAAUACUCUUGGUACAUAGUAUAUGUAUAUUCAAUAUUGUAUUUCAAUACAAUUCUCGACUAC